GAAAGCAACACUUUGGAUGUAAGAAUAGUGCUAUUCAAAGAACAAGAAAUAGCAGAAUAUUUGAUUAAUUUGAUUUGAAGUUUAUGGAUAAUUUGGCAAUAACUAUUACAGCAGUGAACCAAACAGUCCUGCAUUGAUAUGAAAAAACUACUAAAUCUACUUUCUUAAUAACUUUAAACUGGAUAUACAGCAUCUGACUUACUCGAGUUUUUGUUUUAUGUAUUCAGAAAAAUGCUGCUAAAAGUUGCCUGCAGUCCUGAGACCUUCUAUGACCAGAGCAGCAAUGACAGUGGGAUCGACAUGUGCCUUGGACUCAGUAGAUCUCCACUUCCUGGGGAGACUGCAAGUCCUGCAAGCUAUAACCACAGAACUUCAGCUUCUCCUAUGCCAGGAUUAACAGAAUUUAACAAUCACAGUCCAGACCAUCUUUUAUCUCCAAACUCUCCAAAUUCAGUGCAUGACCUAAUGUUUUCUUCUGUAGACAAUACUACAGCACUACCACCUCAGAAGAAGUAUUUAGGAGUGCGCGUGCGAAUGCCAGUUAAAGAGAUCCUGAAACGACUAAGGGGAACUAGUGACGUUACCAGUGUUGAUCCUGAAAAGAAGACUACAAGGACACCAUCAAAAGUUUCAGGUUUGAGAGGAAGAGUGCAUCCUUAUGCAGAGCGACGAGUCAAACAAAACAAAACAAAACCUGAAAAAGCUACAGAGGUCGUUGAUGAUUUGGAAAUAUUAGUCGAAGUUUUACAGGCAGAUUUACUUAAGAGCCAAUCCAAAUCACUGGAAAAGGCAAUACUUGAUUAUGAACUGGACAGCUUAGAUAAAAUCUACAGGGAACUGCAAGCUGAUAAACAAGAAAUAGACAUUUAUCCAAUAAUUCCAUGUAUGCCAGCCUGCCAAAAAUCAAGGGAAAUUCCAUCUCCAUAUCAAGACUGCAAUUCUCAAUACAGAUGUACAGAACUAGCUGAAAAUCCUAUCUGUUCUUCAGUCCCUGAUCUCAUAUCUAGAUCAUUCCACUCCACAGACAUUUAUAAUCCUAGUUCAGGCGUAUUAAUGAAUGACACCGUAGACUGUAGAACACAGACUACCUGUGUGGAUUCCCGUAAUGACUUUCAAGUUCCAUCUCCACAAAGCAAUUUGCUUUCAUGUCCACAGGGUUCAUUUCAAGAUGAGCAUUCUGAAACCAUGUACAGUUGCACAGACACUCCACAUGACUUGAAAGCAUGUUCUAAACUGUCCUUUCAGCAGGAUCCUUCUGCAUUCUCCUUCUUUCAGUUCCAGCUUCACAGAGAGGAGACUUUGCUUAGAACAAUUCCUGCACAUGAGCUACUUGCGGUUGAUAAAAAUGGAAACACGUUGCUGCAUAAAGCUGUAAUGCAGGGAAAGAGAGCGUCUACAUAUGCACUUGCAAAUAAAAUGGCUUCACUGAAUGCAAUUAAUGUAGUGGACAACAAUGGGCGGACACCAUUGCAUCUAGCUGCAGAGAAAAAUCAACACUUAAUGGUCAGCGACCUUAUCAGUCUUGGAGGAAACAUAAACAAAAAAGACAAUUUAGGGAAGACACCUCUCCACCUCUGUGCAGAAAAUGGUUAUCACAGAGUGCUAGAAGUACUGAAAAAUAUGAAGGAACUGGGGACAGAUCUUGAAGUAGAUGCUACUGAUAACAAUGGUCUCACUCCCUUGCACUGCUCUGUGUUAGCGCAUAGUGCUGCAGUGAAAGAAUAUGAAAAAUGUAGCCUAAAACCCGAGCUUAAAAAAUUCCUAACACUCCGUAAAGAAUAUCUCUUAGAUGGAAUGGAUAUUUUGCUCCAAAUGGGUGCCAAUCCUUACAAACAGGUUCCUAACUCCUGCAAAACUGCAAUGCACUUAGCAAAUGAAGAAGGUGACCAGGAGUUAUUACACUUUUUUGAGCGUCAUAGUCUUAAAAUCUAUGACUUUCUGUAUGAGGAUUAUGCUUCGUACAGUAUGCUCAAUGCACUGAAUGACGUGCCUUGUUUUGACUCGGCGUACAAAUCUCAGACACUCUUCAGUUUUUAUUGAUGCUGGUUUUGACCUGGAAGGGAUAUGAAGAAUGUUACUUCCAUCAUCUCUGAAUGGUAGCCAGUGGUUUUUGUAUGAAACCAUUCAACUAUCAGUGAGAUAGUGUGUGACCUGACGGUAAAAGUCUUGGUAUUGUUACAGCCUGAUCUUCUGCUGAAAACUACAAGAGAGCUCCAAGUUCCUUAAAGCCAUUAUGGAUUAUGAGCAUCUAAAUGGAAAUACAAACUGCAGUUAUGGACACUGACUAUUUAGUCAGAAAGUCUAGAAGGAAAGAAAAAAUGUUAUUUUACCUUUUUCUUAUCGUAAGUUUUAUAGGUAAAUAAGAAUUUAUAAAGUUAAUAUUCUACCUAUAAAUCUCCUGUAUUGUAACAUAAAAAGCUCAUAUAGUUCAGCAAAGUCAGGCAUUUAUUGAUUGAACCAGUAGUAAAAAUUAUGGACUUGCUGCCAAUGAACCAAUUAACACAUAAAAAGAGCAUAUGGCUAGAUUUUAACUACAUUACUUAAAUUAAACUGCAGAGUUAAACAAUCUAAGUACAUGGCACAUGGAUCUAUAUGAUUAAUUGUAUAUUUUUAUCCAUGUGAACCCUGCAAACACCAUAUGGUGAAGGAAUUCUGCAUGAGCCAUUCUGUCUAGAAGGGCAUGUAGUGAGAGAAAGCAUUUUACACGUAUAGAUGCUGUUUCUUCUGAGAAAUUACUCUCUCUCUGUCUCAUUGGCAAAUCAGACUUUAGAGCAAUCCAUAUAUUUGACUAUCUGGUUCUAAAUUAGCUGGUUUCUGUGAAACUUCCUUGGUUUGCUAGAAAUAGCAGAAUGUAAGACAUAAAUGUAAUUUUUAAAAUUAAAAAAUAUUUUUUUUGUAUUUUGAUUCUAUUCAUUUUGUGAUUGACUGUUUUACUCAUUCUUAAACUUUUAACUGCCAAGAUUUCUUCCUAUGUUUCACACCUGCAGUUGUGAAAUAAGUGAGAUCUGAUCAGUUUUAAGAUUUCCAUUAAUUCUUUUUGCAACUGGUUUCAGAAUAAGGACUCUGUCUGCCAUUUCCAGGAAAGUAAACUAUGUCUAUAUAUGAGGUGCUGAAAAGAUUUCAGGAGGAUAUAAAAUGCUGUGGAAUUAUUCUGAGUCAGAGUAAAGAAUUUUAUCUCAGUCAGAUGGUGUUUCAUGCUACACAAACUAUAUGAACUUUGAAGCAUAAUUAAAGACUGUCUCCUUUAUGCACAGAACCAUAGGUAGCUGUUCUGAAAACUGUGCCAUUCCCAGAUCAGGCACCACUAAGAAAAAAGGUCAUCUUAUACUGGAGGACCAAAAAAAGUCCUACUUAUUUAAACUGCAUCUAACCACUUGAAUAUAAAACAAAACACUUCAGACCUGAUCACAAAUGCAGCAUCAACAUUCAGAAUCUACCAAUCUUGUCCUCAGGGAGGGCUCCACCUUAGCUACACUUCUGUUUAUUUAUUAGUCCAUCACUAUAAAGCAGAAAAUCCCAUUACCUAUCCAAUAUGCUCCCUAAAAGCCUAAAAUAAUGACAACUGAUUAUUUACAAAGAUAUGGUUAUUUGUGGAGUAGCAUUAAACCCACUGUUUUGUGCUUCUGAGCUGCAUGUUAUUUUUUAACUAUAUCUCUUCAUAUAGAAAUAUGUAUCGCACCCAAACAAAAUGAAGGAUACCUUUAGAAAUACAUAUAAUUUACCUGGUAACAUAGUAAUUAUACCAAGUGUAAGUGAAUAAGUCGUUUUAUAUGAAUGUUUUUUUCCUGCACAGUAGUUAUACCGAAGGACAAAAAAAAGCUUACUUCCUGCAAAAUGCAGUUCAAUCGUGUCGUAUUCUCUUAAACAACUUUGCUGUUUCUAAGACCACUGCAUCAGGAACUUAGUCAUUGUGAUGUGAAGAGAAAAAAAACUCAUCUGGUUAUGUGGGAGGUCUAAAAAACACUCUGCUUUUGACAGAAUCAUUAUUCAUUAACCAAUAUUGAUAGCAAUGACAUCUGUCUAUGCAGUAUUUCGGUAAAAGAUCUGCAAUCUUUUUUAGAUGCUUUAGUACAAGAGGGCAUUAAUAUUUACAAACAUUAGAAAUUGUUAUGAACCAUUUUUUACUUAGGAAUAUUAAGUGUUUCUCAAAAAAUGAUAUUCUACUUUCAUUUGCAUAUUAUCUGCUGACUGCAUUGCAUAACAGUAUUCAGGAAUACCAUCCAAUGUAAUACUAAAGCACUAAUGCAGCAUGAACAUAUAUUAGUAUCUAAUUAAUCUUCUUUCAGUUAUACAACAUAAGUAGGAUAGUGGUCAUAUUAAAACCCAUUUCCUUGCAAGAUAUCUCAUAGCAGUCUUGUGAAGGUGCCAAGUGUAUAGUAUCCUCUUCACUUACAAAGCAUAACACCAACUAGCAAAACUAGUCACUGAGUAUGUACUGUAACAAUGACUCCCACCUAUUAUUCUGUCUAUACAAUAUCACCAGGCAUUAGCUAGGCAACAUGCUUUCAUUUGCCAUUUCAUUACGUAACACUAAAUGUGAUUUUAGUUCAUGCGGUGCCAUACUAAAUCAGCAUACUGUGACUAAUAAAGGGGUGAAAACUAACAUUUAUAUACAUUUUCAUGAAAUGUGCAGUGUGAGAGCACUGUUGCAUUUUACUUCAUUAAACAAUGGUCUGUGUGUGUUUCAGGGAAAGUCACUGUCAUAUAAAUAUUGACUGUUGGUAAUUUGGUCACAGUCACUAAUGCUAAUGUGACACCACUACUCCAUGUAAAAAGUGGGUUGCUGAUGGUGAAACAAUAGUUUGAGCAAUUAACAUAAUUGUUUAGAAGAAUAUACAACUAUUUCUUCUGCCCUUUCCUGUUAUUAAUAGGAAUGCUAUAUUAGCGUUUAAAGGCAUUUCACUUACUAUUUUGUUUACAUUCCAUUGUUUCUUCAGUAGGACAACAAUUUUAUCUUCACUUACUUUGAUUCUGAAUUUUAUCAAUAAAACAUUUAUUGCUUUGUACUAUACAACUUUAUUUUAUUUGAUUUUGGGGUUAAAAAAUUCCGUAAAGUAUGAAGCUGACCAGAAAAUUCCACUUACAUGUACCAUUUAAUAUGUAAUGUUAAAACUGUGAACCAGUUUCAU
Molecule: messenger RNA, 5129 nt
Organism: Protopterus annectens (West African lungfish)
Lineage: Eukaryota; Metazoa; Chordata; Ceratodontiformes; Protopteridae
Exons: 12
Coding region: 232-2040 (602 amino acids)
Biological process (GO): regulation of gene expression
Cellular component (GO): nucleus
Molecular function (GO): DNA binding; POU domain binding
Source: RefSeq, a predicted model, not a curated record